Hydatigera taeniaeformis is the source of this 933-nucleotide messenger RNA. The record is from the annotation of a GenBank genome assembly. Lineage: Eukaryota; Metazoa; Platyhelminthes; Cestoda; Cyclophyllidea; Taeniidae.
AUGGCCAAGAGGACUAACAUCACCCACCUCAAACGGGAUGAAUUUCAAGACGUCAAUCUCUCCGUCUCCCAAUGCGAUUCCAUUGAAGACGCCUUGAAGUAUCACACUCAAACAGAAAUGUUGGUUGGAGAUAAUCAGUACUUCUGUGACAAUUGUCAACACCGAGUGGAUGCCACAAAAACAACUAAAUUUACCGAUCUACCACCAAUUUUAACUCUCUCCCUCUCCCGAUUCUACUUUAAUCCCCAAACCAUGGAGGCGUGCAAGUUGGACAAGAUGUGCAGUUUUCCCAUCCUCCUCGAUAUGACCACCUAUUUGGCGAGCAAACAAGUAGGGCCAAUCACCUACGACCUCUUCUCCAUUGUCAUUCAUGCUGGAGCUGCUGCCUGUGGUGGUCACUACCACGCCUACAUCAAAGAUCCAUACGGCUUCACUGUGGAGAAGGGAGACGAUUACACCACACAAAAGGGUGAUUUAAACAAACUUUUAAUAAUGAUUCACUUUGUGCAGUUUCAUCCCUCUGACAUGAAGGAGGAGUCGAAUUUGGAGAUCAAGCCGGUACAGACCAACACCAAUCACUUAUUUACAUGCUAUCAAAGUGUAUCCAAAUCAAUCAGUAGUCCCGCAACAGUACAGCCACGAGCUCAAUCACAACAACGACCUUUUGAGACUUUGACUAGACGGAUGCAACAGAGAACCACUUCACCAUACCCCUCACUGGCUGUUGAUGUCCCCCACUCAACAGUACCAAAUUCACCUCGACGACUUCAUGGUGGCAUUUCGAAAGGACUGACAGGAGUGUCAAAUAAGUUAAGCAAUCAAACGCUUCCAGGUGUAAAGACUGUUCCUGUGCCUCUCAUUUCUCUUGAUAGCAUUGACAGAGCAAGAAGUAGGCGGAAGACACGGGUGGUCUCCACCUCAUCCUCAACGGGA